Messenger RNA from Haemonchus placei, 840 nucleotides. The record is from the annotation of a GenBank genome assembly. NCBI's taxonomy places the organism in Eukaryota, Metazoa, Nematoda, Chromadorea, Rhabditida, Trichostrongylidae.
AUGGAAACUAUUGGACAGGGUGUCCUACAAUGGAACGAGGAUGGCAGAGUAUUGUCGAAGGAACAGAAGCAAUUCUACGAGAAAAAUGGCUAUCUUCUCAUAAGGAACUGCGUGCCCAGCUACGAGCUAGAGCGCUAUAAGCGAAGAUUCAAGGACCUGUGCCAGGGUAAAGAUGUACCGAUCAACAUGACUGUGAUGAGAGACAUAGCCAUUGCCAAAUCCGAAUUUGUUUCUGGAGAGAAGGCUAUCACCAAAGUGCAGGACUUCCAAGACGAUCCUGUGCUGUUCGAUUACUGUCAAUACAAGGGGGUUGUCGAUGUUGUCAAAGAUCUGAUUGGGUCGAAGAAUUCUAAUCUUCUUGCAAUGCACACGAUGCUCAUCAACAAGCCACCGGACAGCGGUAAGCUCACUUCUCGACACCCAAUGCAUCAGGAUUUACACUACUUCCCCUUCCGACCGGCUGACUUUAUCUGCUGCGCAUGGACGGCUAUGGAGAGAGUAAACCGUGCUAAUGGCUGCCUUGUGGUAGUUCCUGGGACACAUAAAGGUACACUGCUGCCGCACAGCUAUCCAAAAUGGGAGGGAGGCGUGAACAAGGCUUACCACGGCAUCCAAGAUUAUGACACAUCGAUGCCACGGCUGCAUGUGGAAAUGGAAGCUGGCGAUACAGUCUUUUUCCAUCCGAUACUUAUUCACGGAUCUGGAGCCAAUAGAACCGAAGGUUUUCGUAAAGCAAUAUCUUGCCACUACGCCAAUGACGAUUUGUGUAGAUAUAUCGACGUUAAAAACUCCACACAAGAGGUGAAAUAUUUCAGUAAAACGAGUAAGAAUUGCUGCUAG